AUGAAAGAGUGGCGGUGGUUGAGUUGGGUGUACUCCCUGAGGCAAUUCAAGAUGGUGGGAAGAGGGGGAACAUGGUCCCUGCGUGCUGGGACACCUCACAAACAAACACUCACCCGGAAAACCCGGGAUGAGAGCCAGCUGUCCCCCACUCCCUCUCCAACCUCAUUGGACUUUGAUCCAAGGCCUUCUUCGUUGCUUGUUACGUUAAGCAAUUGCGCUCUUUGUCCUUCAGGCAGCUUUAUAACAAUAGGAAAGCUAGCGAAGCAGAGAAGGAGCGAGAAAAUUACAGACGAGAAGAUCAAUGGAGGAGAUCAAAGUAGCAGCAUUAAUGGUAGCUGUUCAGUUUCGGAAGUGGGACUGAACACUCUGAUCAAAGCAGCCACCUCCAAAGGGAUGAGCGACUAUGUUUUCGUCGUCUACUCAAACGCCAUGGCUCUCUCUCUCCUCCUUCCUUCUUCCUUCCUCUAUUACAGAAAACGACCUUCUCCCUCCAUCACCGCCCCAAUCAUCUGCAGAAUAUUUCUUCUCAGCUUGCUCAGUUGUGCAGCGCAGACAUUGACAUAUACUGGUGUUGGAUAUAGCUCUCCUGUUCUCGCUUCAGUCAUGGCUGAUCUCUCCCCAGCUUUUACCUUCCUUCUUGCCAUCCUUUUCGGGCAAGUGAGUAGUCACGCAAAGUGUAUUGGUACAGUACUGUCAAUUGUAGGAGCGUUAAUGGUGACAAUGUACAAAGGUGAGGCCAGUGGUGGAGGUUCGGAGUUGGAAGACAAAGCAAAGGGGCCAACGGGAGGAAGUUUCGUGUCAGAAGAUGAUAAGUGGCUUCUUGGAGGCACUCUACUUGCAGGUGGCAGCUUCUGCGUUUCACUGAUCUUUAACGUUAAGACAUGGAUAAUGAAGGAGUAUCCUGAAGUGGUAAUGACAGCAACCAUUUCAUGCGGCUUGGUGGUGAUGUUAUCCACCAUGGUUGCUCUUGUUGCUGAGAGAAAUCAUGCACAAGCAUGGACCCUUCAACCUGAUAUGGAGUUGGCUGCUAUAUUAUAUCUGUACAUACAUACUUGCAUACAGGGCCUUAUUGUGGUAUCAAUGAGAAGCAUAACGCAUAUAUGGGCAUGUGGAAAGAAGGGACCUGUGUACGUGGCCAUGUUCACUCCUUUAGGAAUGGUCAUGGCACUUGCCAUGGGACUUCUAUUUCUGGGCGAAUCUCUUUCUCUUGGAAGUGUGAUUGGUGGUGGUGUAAUAUCUAUUGGGUUUUAUGGCGUUUUAUGGGGACAGGCUCAACAGGAAAAAAUGGCUUUUGAGACAAAAGUCAUCUGUAGCUCUGUGUCGUCUUCUUCUAAUGCAGUGCCUCUUCUGCAGAACCAGAGAGCGUGAACAGUGAAAUCUCAAUAUGAUCAGUUAUUUUUCAUGCUGAUAUAUAUAUAUAUAUAUAAUAUUAUAUUUUGUCUUCAUAUAUAGUAGCUGCUAGUUAGCUGCCUGGUUUAAGAGUUGCUAAUAACGCAAUUAUUGAUGGAAGUGUACUUAGCAUACACGCAACCUGAUUUUCCUGGAUAGUUCAAAAAAUUGCAACAAUACUAUAAUGGACUGAUCAACAUGUCCAACAAUGUCUAAUGGGCCCUAGUGAAUAUGUGAUUUACUGUAAUUUUAUGGUUGGAUCAGAUCAAUUUUGGUUUGAUUGAUUAA
Molecule: messenger RNA, 1677 nt
Organism: Prosopis cineraria
Lineage: Eukaryota; Viridiplantae; Streptophyta; Magnoliopsida; Fabales; Fabaceae
Product: WAT1-related protein At5g40210-like
Exons: 7
Coding region: 1-1368 (455 amino acids)
Cellular component (GO): plasma membrane
Molecular function (GO): transmembrane transporter activity
Source: RefSeq, a predicted model, not a curated record